Molecule: messenger RNA, 1162 nt
Organism: Corvus hawaiiensis (hawaiian crow)
Lineage: Eukaryota; Metazoa; Chordata; Aves; Passeriformes; Corvidae
Gene: CCDC137
Product: coiled-coil domain containing 137
Exons: 6
Coding region: 45-1010 (321 amino acids)
Source: RefSeq, a predicted model, not a curated record
CCAAAUCCUGGCUGCGGAACGGCCACGUGAGGAGUGGCGGAACCAUGGCCCGGGGACCGGGACCGGGACGGGGGCAGGGACAGGGACAGAAACAGGCCCGGGGACCGCGACAGAAACCGGGAUCGGGACCGAAACAGGGGCAGAGAUCGGGACAGGGACAGAAACAGGGCCGAGGACCGGGACCGAGACCAGGACAGGGACAGAAAGCGGGGCCGGGACAGAAAGCGGGACCGAGAUCGGAGCGCGGACCGGCCGUCCCUCUGCGCAGCAGGAAGGAGAAGAAGGACAACAUGAAACCCAAACACCCCGACGAGCAGGAGAUCCCGUUCCGCCUGCGGGAGCUCAUGCGGAGCCGCGAGGCCAUGAAGCGCCCAGAUCCCGGGAAGAGGCAGGCGGCAGAGAAGAAGCAGCAGCAGAAGUCCAAGGGCCCCAAGGCCCCGGGGGACAUCCCCACGCCCAGGUUCCGGAGGGGCAAGGGGGAGUCGGAGCGUUCCUACAUCUGCCGCAUGGAGCAGGAGGUGCAGCGCAUCCUCUUCCUCGCGGAGAACCAGCUCCAGCGGGAGCCUGAGAAGGAGGCGACGGCUCCAGAGAAGUCCAGGAGGAAAAAACAGUUUCAGAAAAAGAAGCUGGAAAAAGCUCGGAAGAAGAAGGAGGAGAAGAAGGAGGCCAUGCUGGAGAAGAGCCUGUUCCAAGACAAGGUGCCAUUUGGAGAAGUGGUGACACAGCCACCCACCAUCACCUCACAGCCCAGGGGACAGGGUCCUGCCAAGCAGCUACCCCGUCUCUGCCCACAGGCUGGACGGAAGCAGCUCCUCCUGACGGCUCGCCUGGGCCAGAGCCAGGCGUCCCUCGCAUCCCCCGCGUCCCCCGUGUCCCCGGUGAUGUCGAUGGCUCGCCGGCGCAUCCUGGAGGAGGAGCGGGCGCGCGUCAUCCGGGCCUACAGGGACAUCCAGAGGCGCAAACAGCUGGAGCGGAAGCACACCCAGGGGGGGCACGGCGUCCCACGCUGAGGGCCCUGGGACUCGAGGGGGACAUUGCCCUGAUGCUCUUGUGUCACUGCUGAGCCCUGGGGCUUCCCACAGCCCCGCACUCCACGGCUCAGCGCUGCAGUGGGGUCCCUGCGGUGCCACGGACCUGCUUGGAGUAAAAAGUGCCAGUGGGA